This is a messenger RNA of Trichobilharzia regenti, 708 nucleotides long. The record is from the annotation of a GenBank genome assembly. Lineage: Eukaryota; Metazoa; Platyhelminthes; Trematoda; Strigeidida; Schistosomatidae.
AUGUCCAAAGGGGUAAAGGUAGCAGCAAAUGUAUCUGGAGAUGGAGGCGCUGCGAGUGGUGAAGAGUCUGCCGGUGAAAUGAUUUGGCCAGCACCGUCGUUUAAUAAACCUCAGAAAUUUCCCCCAGUCACUCAUGCUAGGAAGAAACGUUACCAUUCUGCUUCAUUUAGUCACUCUGGUACAAAUGGUCUGACAGUCGAUGGGAUUCCCUCGGAUUCACACACAUUAACUGCUGCAAUUCACAAGGUUCAGCUGUCUAGUCAUCGUCUGCCGUACAGCAAAAACAGUAAAAAGUCAUGUGAUGGUCGUAAAAUACCAAGCAAACGUGGCGGCAAACACGAUGACCCAAAUGACGUUUUGGAUGAGAUUGAGUUGGAUCCCGAAGAUCCUGACUUUGAUUCAGAUGAAGAUGCGCCAGUUACAUUUAAUGAAGUUCAGCCGACGGUAUCUGACGAAGUAUUUGAGAAAACAUUUUCUUCUCUGAUGAAUGAACUUUUCAUCCAUGGCAAGACUCAAGAUAUCAUUGAUGCUGUUUCAGACAUGAAUCUUGCUGCACAUCAACGUCGCCGGCUUCCAUAUUUGGCAAUCACUCUUGCUAUUCAACAUCGUCAAACACAAUGUGAGCUUACUUCAGAGUUGUUGUCGGAUGUGUGGCAAAGUUUUCAGUCACGCUCAUAUUCAACAAGGCUUUCAGCUUGUUUUGAGUGA